GAGGGCGAGGGACGGCGCGGCGGCUGCAGCCUCCGCCUGCCGGCUCGCCCGCAGCGCAGCGCACGGAGCCGGGCCAGCAGCCGGCACCAGGGCCGGGGAUGCGGAGGCGCCGCUGCUGCUGCUGGGGCCCGGCGGCGCUGCUGCUGCUCCCGCUGGGGCUGGGCAGCCUGCUCGCCGCCAAAGUGAAUAAACACAAACCCUGGAUUGAGACAUCAUACCAUGGAAUCAUAACUGAAAACAACGACACUGUGAUUUUGGACCCUCCCCUGGUUGCUUUGGAUAAAGAUGCACCUGUUCCCUUUGCAGGUGAAAUUUGUGCUUUUAAAAUCCAUGGGCAAGAAAUGCCCUUUGAGGCUGUUGUGCUGAACAAGACAUCUGGAGAAGGUCAGCUUCGAGCAAAGAGUCCCAUUGACUGUGAGCUGCAGAAGGAAUACACAUUCAUCAUCCAGGCCUAUGACUGUGGAUCAGGACCAGGUGGAACAAACUGGAAGAAAUCUCACAAGGCAGUAGUCCACAUCCAGGUAAAGGAUGUCAAUGAGUUCUCCCCAGCAUUCAAGGAGAGCAUGUACAAGGCCUCAGUGACAGAGGGGAAGAUCUAUGACAGCAUUCUGCAGGUGGAAGCCACAGAUGAGGAUUGCUCCCCCCAGUACAGCCAGAUCUGCAACUAUGAGAUUGUCACCACAGAUGUUCCCUUUGCCAUUGACAGGAAUGGUAACAUCAGGAACACUGAGAAACUGAGCUAUGAUAAACAGCAGAAGUAUGAGAUAAUGGUCACAGCUUUUGACUGUGGGCAAAAGCAUGCAACAGAAGAUGUCUUGGUACGAGUUAAUGUCAAACCCAUGUGCAAACCAGGCUGGCAAGACUGGAACAAAUGGAUUAAAUACAGGCCUGGCUCUGGCAGCAUACCCUUGUUUCCCAGCAUCCAGCUAGAAAUGUGUGAUGCACCAGUUUCCUCAAUCCACACCACCAUUGAACUGCAAACCAAUUACAUCGGAAAGGGCUGUGAUCGUGAAACCUACUCUGAAAAAUCUCUGCAGAAAUUAUGUGGAGCUUCCUCAGGUGCCAUUGACCUGUUACCAUCUCCCAGUACAACAACCAACUGGACAGUUGGACUCCUCAUAGACAGCAAUGACAUGGUUUUUAAAUUUGAUGGAAAGCAAGGAGCCAAAAUCCCAGAUGGAAUAGUCCCGAAAAAUUUAACUGAUCAAUUCACCAUCACUCUGUGGAUGAAACAUGGACCUAGUCCUGGAUUAAGAGCUGAGAAGGAGACUAUUCUCUGCAACUCUGACAAGACAGAGAUGAACCGACACCACUACGCGCUCUACGUGCACAACUGCCGCCUCGUGUUCCUGCUGCGCAAGGACUUCGACCAGGCCGACACCUUCCGCCCUGCUGAGUUCCACUGGAAGCUCGACCAGAUCUGUGACAAGGAGUGGCACUACUACGUGGUCAAUGUGGAGUUCCCCGUGGUGACGCUGUACAUGGACGGAACAACGUAUGAGCCGUACCUGGUGACCAACGACUGGCCCAUCCACCCCUCCCACAUCGCCAUGCAGCUCACAGUGGGGGCUUGCUGGCAAGGAGGUGAAGUCACCAAGCCCAGGUUUGCUCAGUAUUUUCAUGGCAGCCUGGCCAGUCUGACAAUACGGCCAGGGAAAAUUGAGAGUCAGAAAGUGAUUUCCUGUUUGCAGGCCUGCAAGGAAGGUCUCGAUAUUAAUUCUCUUGAGAGUCUUGGCCAAGGAAUAAAGUAUCACUUCAAUCCUUCCCAGUCAGUCCUUGUCAUGGAAGGAGAUGACAUUGAGAAUAUAAAUCAAGCCCUCCAAAAGGUCUCAUACAUCAACUCCAGACAGUUUCCUACUGCAGGCGCACGACGUCUCAAAGUCUCAUCUAAAGUCCAAUGUUUUGGUGAAGAUAUCUGCAUUAGUAUCCCAGAUAUAGAUGCCUAUGUAAUAGUAUUUCAGGCCAAUGAGCCCAAGAUUACCAUAACUGGGAUGGACCACUUUGCUAGACCAGCUGCACAGUUUGAAAGUGAAAGAGGUGUUAUUUUGUUACCUGACAUCAGGAUUGUCAGCACAGUCUCUAAAAUGGAAAAUUCAGUGGACUUAAGAGAAAAUGACAGAGCCAAUAAACAAGUGGUAGUAGAGGAAAUGCUACACAACUUGGAUUUCUGUGAUGUUUUGGUCAUUGGUGCAGAACUAGACCCUGAACAAGAGUGUUUAGAACUAGAUCAUGGGGAGCUUCAAGGAAAACAUCUAGAUGCCACAAAUUCCACUGCAGGAUAUUCAAUCUAUGGCGUGGACAGCAUGUUCAGCUAUGAGCAGGUGCUGCGGCAGCUCCGCUACCGCAACUGGGGCACCUCGGCCACCUUGGAGAGGAAGUUCAGGGUCAAGUGCUCCGAGCUCAAUGGACGUUACAGCAGCAAUGAAUUCAACCUGGAGGUUAAUAUUCUACGCAGUUCCAACUCCAACUUCAUGAACCAUGUAAAUCACAUUAUGUUCCAGCCCAAAUUUCUCCAAUCUGUUCAGCACCCUGAGGGGAGUGUAAGUCCAGUUCACAGCUCAGUGGUUCCCAGCGUGGCCACGAUCAUUAUCAUCAUCUGUGUGAGCAUCCUGGUGUUGGUGGUAACACUGGGUGUGUUCCGGCUACGCUCAGCCCGUCAGCACAGCUCCAUGGGACACAAGGGAACCAAGGAGAAUGAGAUGGACUGGGAUGACUCUGCUCUCACCAUCACUGUCAACCCCAUGGAGAAAUAUGAAAAGCCACACCAGACAGAAGAGGAGAGUGAGGAAGAAGACAUAGACGAUGAAGAGGAAGACACAACCAGUGCUGAAUCAGAUGACAGUGAAGAGGAGGAAGAGGAGGAAGAGGAGGAAGUGAUUGUCCGAAAGGGAGACAAACAGAAUGCCACUAGGCAAGAGCAGUUGGAGUGGGAUGAUUCAACACUUCCCUAAUAACAAACAGCCCUCCAGCCACAGCUCUUUUGUAAAAAAACAAUACAAUGUUUUUUCAGAGUCUAUGAAUUCAUUGAGAGGAUUUGAACUUCUGCUUGCCUAUAACUAUUUUGCCUAAAAUGAUCUUGUUGUACUAAUUGAUAAUGAUAGAACUGACCUCUUUCUUACAAAGCAUGGGGAAAAGAUGGUACAAACCUCCUGGCACACAAAGUAAUAAAGUAAUCCAGAACUUGAUCUGUUAGCAAGCAUACCCUGCUUCUAACAAAGCAAGGUAUGCUUGCUAACAAAUUUUGUUUCUACCCUGCAGAUGUGUGACUAAAGUCCUAUCACUCAAUCCAUACAAGUUUUUGCCUUUACUACUUUUUUCACACAGGAGAGAUUUCAGCUUGUUGUGUAGAAUAACUUCUGUGGGUCCAAAUACCAGUUGCCAUAUAACUUCACAGUUUUACAGGUGUAAAAAAAACUAAAAUACACCUUUAAACUGGGGCAAGGCUUUAGUACUACAGGGGCUAAAUUUCACCUGUCAUCUCGUCCUGCCUUUUGGAUAUUAACUAUCUUCUGCAAGGGAAUAUCUAAGACUUGACUGGAGAUGCAUGUGUGCUUAUGUAGACUUGGAUGGUGUAUUUUUUCAGGUAUGCUGUCAGACCCUCAAGAGAGAGAUUUUUAUCCAAUCUAUCAAUUGAAAUUAAAAACAAGUUUAAGAAAAACAGCAACAAGAAAGGGCUGAUGAAGGUAAUAAAAAAAGCCUCCAGUCUGUGUCCAUAGAUUGAGUAAUAUGGUCAUAUGCAAACUGUAAAUUCUAAUGGGAUUGAUUCACUGAAAAUCUGUAGAGCUGCUCAUUAGUUAUGGAGCAAUUAGUAUUAUUAUCAUUAGUAUUGAGCAAUUUGCAGCAAAUCAAUGCUUUAAACUAUCUUAUGGAACCAUUAGCUUGCUGCAGCAUCCUACUGAACUAGUGGAAAAUAAGUGACCCCAUUAUUCCAUAGCUAUGUAUGGCUGGGAUUUAAACAAUUAUCUUAGAUGAGGAAAACAUUCCCUUUUGCUUAGUGAAUGCCAGCUGGAAUUCCUGUCUGACUAUAUAAAAACAUGAUGCCCUAUUUCUUCUGUACUCCUGCCUGCCUGUAGUGCACAAGGGAAAGGAAGAAGACUGUGAGCCCUCUUCUGUGCUCAUAAUUCUCCCUUAUUUCUUCUGCCUGAAGCCAUUUAUGUUGAGAGAAGGUUUUAUAAAGAAGACAAGGAAAAAUAAAACCUACUUGGAGCCAAAAUAGUUGAAAACAAAAAGUAAAAUCUUAAGAGGUUGAGAGAGCAUUUUAGUUUGUUAUGGCAACACAGAAUAUUUUUCUUAAACACUGUUUAAAAAUUUUAAAAAAAGGAAAAAUCAGAGCUACAUAUACAAUGUGUUGAUUAAUCUGUGUGGUGUGGUUUUUGUCCCCUUAAGUACCUUUCAACUGCUUUGCUUACCAAAUGCUGCAGCACUUGCUGGGGUAGCUGCUCCAAUGCAUAGAAAGAAAAUGGCAUGGAAGUGAAUGCUGCUUAGUGGCUUGUCUGGGUUAUUUUCCUGAGUAUUUUGUUUUCUUUGCAAUUUCAUCUUUGACUUUUGCUUUUGUAAUCCGGUGUUUAAAAUGAGCUGCUUCCUCUUCUCCACUCUCCCAGUCAGUCUUGCCACAACAGGACUUUCCUGAACACCCUGAAUGGUGGCUGAUGUUGCAAAGGGUACUUGGAGUAAUCUUAAGGGUACCCACCUCCCUCAGUACUGACUUAUUAACAGCUCCUGAAUGUCGUGGGAUAUAGGAAAUAUAUAGUGUGCUUAGGGAUUUUUGUAAUUCCAUUUUCCGCAUUUAGUAGCUGAAGAGAAAUACUGACAGCAACUAGGCCCUUUAGUAGAAUAUCUAGAAAGUAAAUGAAAGAAGAAUAUAUAUUAAUUUUAAAAUUAGAUAAUCAUGCUUUUAUUUGUUGUGCCAGCAAUCAUGUCACAUGGCUGUUAAGACUGGCAAUACAGCAGAUUUCUUUUGUUAUAAAUCCUGUUUUAUUUUAUUCUGUCACACAUAUUAAACUUAGAAGAAUAUGUGCAGAAUCAAGGCCAUAUAAGUACAUUUUAUCUGCUGGAAUAACAACUGUAAGUAUGUCCACAAUUUCUGUCUAAUAAAAAAUUAAUAUUAAUAUUUCUGAUUUUCUUGAACAAAAUGUUAUGUUAGAUCAGUUCCUACCAUCCUAGUGUCCUAGAUAAUUUCUCAGUUUUAAUUUUUAGUGACAUGAAGGAGGCUCUUCAUGAUGCCUGUUAUCAGCAUGUAUCAGCAAAUCUUUCUGCUCAGAAAACAUUUCAAAAUUAAAUGUAGAUAUUUAAAAGUCAAUUUCAGAUUUAAAACUGGACUUAAAUUAUUUUAAAGUUUUUGUUAUUCCUGAUUAUUGUUAUUAUUAUUGUUGUUGUUGCUGUUAUCAUAGCAAAUAUUAGGGCAACUUGAAAACAGCAAUUUACAACCUUAUUGACAGCCUUUAAUUAUUUUAUAUGUUUGUGAAUUCAUCAGUGUGUUUCCCCAUGUAAACUUUUUGCUACUGGAAGCACAUCUUUUCAGUUUGUACUCGUACAUUACACAAAAAGGAAACAAAGUAUUUUCUCUACUGUAAAUAAAUCUACAUUUUUAAACCUAAGCAAAGUCAUACAGGCAUGUGUGUUAUCACUAAAACUUGGUUUGCAGUAAGAUAUUCAGCAAACUAAAUGCAUCAUUGUACUUAUUUUAGAUUACACACUGGAGCACAUUAUGCAGCAUUUUUCAUUCAAAUAAACAGAAACAUCCUUUUCACAGAAUGGCAGUGAGAAUGAGGUACUUCUUCACAAAAUGGGCCCUAGAAUAUUUGUAUACCACUGAGAGCAGUGGUUUCCUGAGCAAAACUACUACUAGAAAAUCAAAGAAAUAUCAAUUUUUCUAAAACAACUCUAACAAAAUUGCAUCCCCUCCAAAAAUAUAUUAUGUCCUGAAGGCACAGAACAUAACAUCAAACAUAAACAGAACACACGAUUGGAGAUAGAAGCACCAUAAUGUCACCUAGGACAAUAACCUACUUGUUUAAAAACCAACGAGAACAUAUACACACAUAUGUACAUAAAGACACCCACGUGGGGUUCUUUUGCCCCUAAUCAAAAGCCAAAAUUCUCUCCUUUUCCCCCUGAAAAAACCAUUUAGAACUGUAAAACCAUUCAGUUGGAAAAGACCUCUAAGGUCAUUGAGCACUGCCAAGCCCACUGCUAACAUGUCCUCAGGUCCCCCAUUCACAUGUCUUGGAAUUCGCCCAGGGAUGGCGACUGUGCACUGCCCUGGACAGCCUUGUCCAAUACCUGACUAUCCUUUCAAUGAGGAAUUUUUUCCCCAAUAUUCAGUCUAAACCUCCCCAGCACACUACGAGCUUGUUUGCCCUUGUCCUAUCACUUGUUACUUGAGAGGAAAAACCAGCUCCACCUGGCUGCAGACUCGUCUCAGGGAGUUUGAGAGAGUAAAAAGGCCCCUCCUGAGCCUCCUUUUCUGCAGGCUGAGUCCCACCAGCUCCUUCAGCUGUUUCUCAUCAGCCUGGUGCUCCAACCUUUCCCCAGCUCUGUUCUCUUCCAAGUGCUCAUUGCAGCCCCUCAGGAUCUGUCUUGUGGUGAGGUGGCUUUUUUAUACUAGCAAUAAACAAGUCUAUCCAAAGAAAGCAGUUCUGAAGAGGUACCCACAAUCCAUGGCACCAGGAAUUCAGAGGUGACAACAGAUGUCUAAAAUGACAUCACAUCAAUGAUCCCUUAAAUUUCUGGAGUUCUAAUCUAAGGCUGGGAAAAGCUGUAAAACCUAAAAAUGCAAAUUGAAGAUGUUAUCUGAAUUAAUAUAACUGCCUUAGUGGCUAUUGUUGAUUAAUAGCUUCCAUUUCUCUCUCAUUUCUACCCCUUCCACAGGUAUUUUAUCUUUGCAAGUAAACUUUAAAAUGCACAGUUUAGAUUAAUAUCAAUAUUUACCGCAUUGGCUUACACAUCUAGAAAUAGAUGUAAGGUUUGUGACAUCUUUAAUACUAAUUAAAAUAAACUCUUGCUAUUUUUUCAUUCCAACAGGUAAUACUUUGCAGUGGUGGUGGGACUGCUUUUUACCUCACCAGAGGCUAAUGGGAGGGAGCAGUUUAUUUUUCUUUCUGGCAUAUAGUGGUGCUGAGCUUGCUGAGCACCAUCCUUACUCCAUUUUGGAACAAAGUAAGGCUCAGAAAGGAUGAGAGAGUUCUGAAGUUCCUGCUGUGGUUGAAAUCUAAUGUCUCAAUUGCAGGAGCUGUCCCUGCUUGACCCUAAACUAAGAAUUCAAAAUAAUUCAAAAUAAUGCCAUGGGAAAUCAGUAGCCCCAGGCGAAGGAUGGGCAGAGGGUAAUGCAGUAGCAGCCCUUACUGCACUGGGGAAAAGCCUUUUGAGCUUUGAUAAAAUAUAAAUAAUAAAUAACUUGUGUCUCAACUGUCCCUUUCCCCAGCUUUAACCUCAGAGGCAGCUUUACUUUUCUCCCUCGUAGGGGUCCUAGUGCACUGGGACCCAACACUGCCUCUUCUCAAAGUUUUGGUGCCAGUACCCACAGCUCUCCAUCUCCACAGAACAGCACCUGGAAAGACUUUACUGGGGUGACAGCAGGUAAAGGUCUGGUGGGAUGGAGCUGCACCUGGUACACUGGAGUAGAAAUUAUAGCACCAAAACUAAGGAUAUUUGCAAAAGCAUAUGGAUACUGAGAGAGAGAGAGGAAACAAAACUGAAUACAUCUCCUCUAAGGGGCUUCCCAUUCCCUUAAUUCACACAUGCUGACCAGAAUAAAUACCUCAAAACUAGGAUAUCCCCAGUCUCAGAGGGUAUAUCAGGUUUUAUCAGGGUCUGCCUUGAGAACUGAUUUCUUCCUUUAAGCAACUGCUUAAAGUAGUUCUACACCAAGUGAGUAAAUCUAAGGAGACAGGAGAAAAAACCCUAAAUGACAAAACAUAAAUAUCAAAAAGAUUGCCAAAGAAAUCAAACCACCUUCUAAGUUACUAAAUUAAUUUUUGUUGGUUGUACAUAAUCCAGUGUUGUAUAAUCUCUCUCAUGCUCCAGCCAGUAUCACCAUUGGCACUAGGUUCUCCCUCUCAGCACAGCAGAGGAAGCUGCCAGGCCUUGUUCCUGCACAGCCUCCCUGCCCCCAGAGCCUGUCCAGCUCACAGCAUUCCAGUGCCACUGCAAACUGCCAUAGGAACAGUAGCCAGCCCAUUCCUCCAAGAUUUUGGUGCUUCCAGAGAAACCCACACACUCAUGCACCAAAUCAUUACACUUUGUAAUAUUUUCUACAGCACCAUGAAUCUGUGGUCCUGUACAAUAUUUGUACAUUUGGGUCAAAUAUAUAUAUAUAUAUAUAUAUAUAUAUUUUAAUAAAGAAAGGCAUAACAAGCAAUAUGUGAGAUGUUAUGUAAACUGAAAUGGAUCAGUUUCCCUAAAGCUGCAUGUCUUAGAUUGUGUAUCCAGUGAUCAGACUUCUGAUUGCUAGACUCUCCUGGAAUCCAACUUCAUUUUUGUUAGCAUGGAGAAUAAAGAUACAAAGAAUAGAGAUAACCACUAAAGCUACUGCAGAGCAAAAAUCAUACUUUUUAACACACCCAGUCUCAAGAAAUAUUUCUGCUAAAUAUAUUGGGAAAAUUGCUCCAGUGAUCUCUCAUAAAGUAAUUAUAAUUCAUCACCUUUGUAGGAUUAGCAAGGUUCAAGCCUGGUAUGUUCUUUCUGAUUUUGGUUUUCUCUGAAAAAGACAUGGUCACAAAUUAAAAAUACACAGUACUUGAACAGUGCAAAAACAAAAGGGGAGCAAGGGCUUUAAUUUCAUAAGCCUCUGUCUAAGAUAGGAGUUUUAAAGUAAUAAACAACUGUAGCCCUCAUUACUGAAACUUUGCCGAAUAAAAUGAACCCAGGAAGUUCUGUAUGUUCAUAACUUCAUUCCUGGUGAUGAAAAGGCAGGCACCAGAGCAGGUACUCUUUUUCCCUAGAGGCAUUUUGCUGCCUUUGGAGUAGGUAUCGCCAGCUCUUUGCUCGUUAUGGUUUCCAUGUCUCUGCUGGCAACAGGAACAGUGCUGCUAGAAUCCUUUGGAAUAGUCCUGUUAAAGAGCCUGGUGGUGAACCAUAAUUCAAUAAUUCUCCUGCAGCUCUGCUACCAGCCCUCCAUGAUGGAGCACUCCAAACACAUGCAGAGGGAAAGACACAAUGGAUACAGUGGAGAGCUCUGGGCUGGUGCUUUAUUAGUUACUGCCUCUAAAGAAACACACUCAGCAGCAUGAAGCACUGCAAAUUUGUGAAACAGAGUUCAGGAAAAGCCUUCAUUCUUAUUUUCAGUACUAGCUCAUGGGGAAAUUGUGCAUUUAUCAGCUGUUGAAGCUCUAUGCCCAUGUACUGUCACUAUUUAUAUCUGUGCUGAGAACAAAAAAGCAGUUUUUUUCCCAGUUAAGUACAUUGUACAAUAAAAUCAUUCAGCUUUCCCUGGGAAAAGUGCACAAAGCUUGCCAAAUGCAAAGAGAAGAAGCUUCCAAAUAGGGAACAAAGAUUUUACAAUGGUAUUCCAUCCUUGUACUUCAGAAACCCAGAAAAUUUCAUGGGAGUAAAAUGCUUUUCUGCAACCCUAUUUCUUUUGUAUAAAUCUGGAUACAGUUUCGGGUUUUCAGAGGCAUUUAACUUCCCACCUGGGUAUAAAGUUCUUUCCAGGUGUCCUUUCAUGUACUAACCCAUAAAACUAUUUUUGGCUGAAGGUUUCAGGAUAUACUAAGGGGGGGAAAAGCAAAAAGUUAUUAAAAUUACAGUGUCUUUUUUUUCUACUCCUGCCUAACCUAAAUAUAUAAACAGGUACAAAAGACUUGAUCAGACAACCCUGACCAAGUCUGUGACUACAAUGACAUUUCAAACCAGCACUGAAAUUGGCAAUAAAUCCUUGUCUACAAACUGCUUAAUGUAUGGUGGAGGAGAAGGUGGACAGUUGUUUUAAUUGGGAGUGCUCUUCAGAAUGUGGAAUGAAUCAACUACAGUCAGUUCCACUAGAAAAUCAAAUUAUUAUUUAAGGAAGAGUGAACAGGAAAGUAGAAGAGAAUAUUGCAUGAAUAACAGAAAGAGUUUACAGUUAUGUGAAAAAAGUUGAAAUUUGAUCUCGUAGAAAAGAAAGAGACAUAAAAGCUUGAGUGUCAAAUAGUAAGAAAAUGGAAAAAAUUUCUGUUUCCAUGCCAGAACUGACACUGUCACAAUGAACAAGAAAGAGAAUGAAUGUCAGAUGUCGAAGGGUUCCGAGAAGACCAGACAUAGAUGCGAUACACACACACGUGUGUUGCAUAUAUAUACAUGUGUGUACAAGAAAAUCACAGAAUGGUGCCCAAGGGGAGGUGGUGGCUGUGAUGAUGAAGGAGAACUUGCAGGUUUUUAGCCUGGCUGAUGCUAAAGUUGCCUUCUUGAGUUCCAGUUACAGCACCUCCAGCAGAGCUGGGAAAGGAGCAGGGCCAUGAGAGGUGUUGCUACACUGUGUGUGCAUUAAACAGAAAAAUUUAGAGCCAAGGCCAGCCCAGGGGGCUUGGGACAAACAUUCUGUCUGCUGUGACUUGAGUCUGAGGGUACAGUUUACCACACAGUUUAAUUUGAGGUAAGAAAUUGAACUUUUGCCCACAGAGAGUUGUUGAUUAGUUUUAGAGAUUUUCUACAACAAACAUACUCUAUGGGUUGAUGAGGAGCUGGAGACAGACAGACUAUAUUCCAUACUGAAAAGGCCCCCAAGUAAACUAUUUGUGGUGAUACAAUCUCCUAAAUGGCCACACAGUUAGGAAUCCUGAUUUUUGAAAAUAUACAUAAUAGAAAACUUUUUAAGGAUAAUGACCAUCUCUGUGCCAAUCUGAGAGCUGAAGUUAUUGCUUCCAUUCUCAGAAUCAACUACUGGCACAUUUAUUUUUGGCCUCUCCACAAACUGAUAAAAAAGUGUGAGGUACAUCUGAAACGAGAUGGGGGUUUUGUAUGUAUUCUGUUACAAAUACUGCACCACCAGUUGAGUAAAUUUUUGGUUGUGGUUAACAGGAAAUUCUGUUCAAAGGGUCAUCAUGACAGGGAUGGGAAGACAGACCAAGGUGGAUUAUUGCUUUGCAGGGUAAUAAACACUAUGGGUGGGCUUCCUGAGAACUGUUUCAUCUCAACAUCAGUGUAUUUCAAAGUUCAUAGUAGACUUCAAAUCCUAGAAAUAAAUAUUAGUAGACAAAAGGAAAAAGUAGUGCAAGUAGAGUAUUAUGCUAAUAGUGCAGAAUUCUUUCCUAUAAUAUAUAUUUUUAGCAUUAGGGGUGGGGGUGCUUCAACCUACUUAAAUGUUUCUAAGCCUGGGGCUUCUACUGCUUGCCCUGGGAGAUUGUUCUAGAGUCUAUUAGAAUUCACCAUUAGAAAGCUUUUCCUGAAAAUUAAUUUAAAUAAUCCUCUUUAUAAUUUUUAUCUCAUUAGUCCCAGUUAGACCCUUUUGCACCACUCUUAAUAAUUCCUAUAGCCAUGAUUUAUAUCCUUUGAAUAUUUUUAGAUAGUUAUCAAGUUCAUUGCCUUUGGUAAUUUACUAGAGAAUCUGUGAAUCCCUCCUCAUCCCAAUUCAUUCCUUGAGUUUUGUGUUUCUUACCUUUUCAUGAGAUGUCUUUAAUAUACAAACUAAAUCCCCUAGUAUUUCCUUAAAUGAGUCACUGUCAGUUCACUCUGUUAAGGUGUUCUGUGUUGCUGAUGUCACUGCAUAAGUUGUCAAAGUUUAAACAAUAAAUUUAAAUUGAAACUUGAUUUUUAAAAAAUCUUUUUUGUAAUCCAUGGAUAAGUUCUCAUAUGAUAUGAAUUUGGCAGUGUCUUUUACAUGGGUAUGAUUUAACAAAGCCAACCAAUAAACACUACAGCCAAGCAAACAGUAAUACAAAGUAUAAUUUGUUAAAAAUUAGGUUGCUGUCAUUAAUGUGAAAACAGACAUUGUCAUUCACGGGCCCAUGUUUUUAAGGGUUGCUACACUUAACAGCAGCUAUUAACUAGUAAUUUCACUUAAGACAGAUAAUACUGCUUCUCCUCAAAUGUCAAUAGAAUGCACCUACUUUCUAAAACAAAUGCUCAAGAUUUCUAGAUAGGCACUAACUGCUACAAAGAAAUAUAAUUUUGCCAGCUCUUCUGAUUACUGUCAUGCUGACCCUUAUAUUGCAAAUUUGUGAUCCAUUUCUGGUCUCUGGCUGGCAUGAUGACCAUGCAGUAUGUUUUCAAUCAUUUCCCAAGCAAGCCUGUGUUUUCUGGCUCAGAAGCCACACAGGCAAACAGAGAAGAUGUACAAAGGCAGCUUUGGUCUUUUCAUUGAUGUGUUUUCUUCACCUGCUCCUGCUUCCUGUAGUUGAACUCCAAACCAGAACUGGAAUACUUGUGCUGGAAGAGCCACUUUUACUUAAAACCCAAGGGAAAUAGAAUUUGAUUUCUUCUUCAUUUGCGCUGUCUGCAAGGAUUGGUGUAAAGGGGAGAGCAGGAACACUGAGGGUUCCAGGGGUGACUUUAGGGAGCUCUCUGCUUCCCUCAGCACAUCUAUGUCCCUAGUGGGUGUAAAUUGUGCAAACCAUAUUGUAGGAAAAUAAUUUCCAGGAGUGGGUUUAGGUCACAUGAGCAAAUAAUUACUUCCUUGGCAUUGGCUGUUUGCCGCCACUGCUCUGCCCACCUUCCCAAAAUGAGCCAUGGCAUGAGGAGUACCCAAAGUCUGAGGGACAGGAGGGAAGAUGAAUGAGUCUUGUAAGGUCAGGUUGCAACACAAAGGAGAGGAAAAAGAAGAGGAAUUCCUGAGCAAGGAGCUGUAAAACAUGACUUGUGAUGAGCAACACGGCAGGAAUCAGAUACUCACCCUGAAUAGUGCUGCAGUUUGGUGAAAGGGGUUGUUCUAGUUAGAUUUAACUAUACAGUUAUUAAACAGUUAGAUAUUACUGAGGGUGUAGGAUUUUGAAGAGCUGAGAAAUUAUCUCAUCAUGUUGAAUGUAACAGCUGUGCUCUAAUUGCCUGGGAUAAUUCUAUUUCAUGUGUCAUCAUCUCUUGACAGUAAAAAUGGUAUUUCAUCUGCCUGCAAAAAUGUACAAUUUUUCCCACACAGUUCGUAAUUUGCCAGAUUGUUUCCAUGUUAGUGCAUUAGUUCUUGUUAAGGAGCAGUAACUGCAGUUGGCAGCAUGAGUUUUGUAGCUUGGGAUUGCUUCCUAGCUGUCCAAAUUCUGUGUAGUUGUGGCCACUUCUAUGGAUAAUGAAAACUAUACCAGAGAAGGGAUUAAAUAAACAUAUGCUGUAUGGUUGUACAUACAAGGGUUGUACUCCGUAAAUGUGUCUCAAACCAACAGACUGUUCAGCCCAGGAAAAACGCUCUUACAUGAAAUAUCUUGUAGUUUAUGUGAAAUGACCAUAAACCGUAUCUUGAAAUGUCUUGUUGCAGAUGUUAAAUGCAUUUCUGAAAGCAUGAAUCUACACAAUUUAUGCAGUACAAUGAAUUAAAUGACUAUAUGCAAAUGAAAAUAUUAAUAUGAAAUUAUUUUUUAUAUAUAUUAAUCAGCUCUUUACAAAAAAAAACACAAAACAACCCUUUCUUAAUGAAAAUGUACAGUAAAUUUUGACAGACAAUAUAGUACACAAACCCUAACUUUUUACAUAGAGAAAGAAGUUGUACAAAGCUCCUCCAUGGUAUAGUGGUGUAUUUCAUAAAAGCCAUGUCAAUUUGCACAGUCAUUUAUGAAUUCAAAAUUGUUAGUAUCCAUAUGUUUUCCACAGGACUGAUUAAAUUCAUAUUCCAAAUAGGUCUGUUAUUUAAAAAUUUGUUCUGUACAUCCGUACAUGUAUAAAACCAAAGUAAUUUUUGUGGUCACUACAGCACUUUCUGUGAAUUGGCCAAUAAAUAUAAUUUUAGAAUUUCACAUAAAA
Messenger RNA from Lonchura striata (white-rumped munia), 13860 nucleotides. It is a transcript of the gene CLSTN2, whose product is annotated as calsyntenin 2. Lineage: Eukaryota; Metazoa; Chordata; Aves; Passeriformes; Estrildidae. The record is from RefSeq and is a predicted model, not a curated record. Gene Ontology annotation, molecular function: calcium ion binding. Gene Ontology annotation, biological process: positive regulation of synapse assembly; positive regulation of synaptic transmission; homophilic cell-cell adhesion. Gene Ontology annotation, cellular component: cell surface; postsynaptic membrane.